AUGCAAUCUCACUCGCGAAGUCAUCUCCAACCUGGAUUCUUCAACCACCAUGAAGUGCUCAAAUUAUCCGCUUCGCUUGUCUCGGAAAACCCGCCGUCUGCUGAACAGCUCCACCUCUGGUCUCAUCACCAGCCAUCCCUUACUGUUGGAGAUUAUACUCUCGAUGUCGUUCAGGAUGUCACUUUGCCAACUGGACAAACUGUCUCUCUUCAAACGCCAUCUCAGGCGCUUCGUGUCUCAAAGCCCAAGUUUCGGCUGACAGAUCCAACUGAUCUGUAUAGCGUCCAUCCUGCACCCGGCCAUAGCGCUUAUGCGAGGACGUUGGCUAAUGUCGUCUUCAAUCAUCCAAUGAUACCAUGGGAAAGGGAUAUCCUGCCUGGGAAGGGUGUCGGAUUCAACAAAUUGCCUUCAAUGGCUGUCUUGACCUUCUCAGAGGAAGAGUUUGUGUUGGAUCCAGACGCUUGGAGGGGCUUUGGCUUCACAGAAGAGUCCGAAAAGCCGACUGAGUAUGGGUCUAUUGCUACGAAAGCAUCAAGACUCAUCGACCCUACUUGUACCAUUAAAUCAACCUUGAACGCUCUGGGAUCAAAUACAGACUUCGAACCAGAAGAUGAGUUAAGUCUGCUCUUACUGGACUCAAAGGUCUUUAAGGACAUCUUCACAGCCUAUGGAGAAGAUAACAAGCCAGGAUGGACUGGUCAAGCUAGUUUAUCAAAGUUUGCUUUCAUGACCUCAGCACAAGAGAGCGCCAGUGGUUUUACCGCAGGCUUAUUCUCAGGCGAUAGUAAGCAAGGUCUUAAGCCACACUUUUCUGUUAUUGUCAGUGCUCGGACAGGGCCUCUGGGCAAGACGUCACCUGUUCGAGUAGUCUCUCACCUGAUUUCUCUGGAAGAUGUCGACAAGAUCAGCGUCUCACCCGAUGAUACCUCUGGUCAACCAGUGGGUUUGGUUUCUCUGCAUGCCUGGGAAUGGAUGUGCGUACCAGAAGAUUCAGCAGACUUUGGUCACGUCCUGACUGAGCUGGGCCAGCAUAUUAGCCCUCUCAAAGGCCCCUUCGAUCCUAGGGGAAAGGAAGGAGAGGAACUGCCAAGUGAGGCUGUCUCAUGGUUGAAAGGUAUAUCUGACGCGGGGUACGUCCUCAAACCACAUACGGCCAUAACAGGAGAAAAGACCAGGGUGCUCUUGAGAGGUCCAUUGAUCCCUGUCAAACCAGAUAUGAACUCAGUAGAGGCAUUUUCACUUAAUGGCGAAGGCAUGAGUUUUGUCGAUGAAAUAACGGGUAUACCAGACGCUUCUUACAAGUCGGCAUGGACUCUAGGAAGAUCUAUGAUGAUGGCUGAUCGAUCAUUGAGUGCAAGCCUGCUGCGUCUCAGAGGUAGCAUCCACGCCGAGGCUAUUCGUCUAGCAAAAGCAAAGGCGAUUCAGAAUCAAGGAUAUCGAGCUCUCAGCAGCAAAGAGUCCUUUCUCUCCGGCUUACAAGACACAAUCAAAAAUCUAGAAAAGGCACAAGACGUAAGUGGUCUUGGCAACAAGCCUAUUGCAAGUCGCUGGACACGCACGGAGCCAGAAAUCGCUAGGUUUCCUCUCAACGGUCUGAACAACGAUACUGCAUUCACCAUCGCAGAGUAUGACGGCUAUGUCGAACAGGUGGGCCUGCACAUGUUUGGUUAUGAGACUCAAGAUCCAGACGGCAAAGCUGUUCCACCACGUAUCAUUGAUGCCGAUGCAGCUGCAGUUCGCGCCUGGGCCAUUGACCGUUUUCUUCUCGCUGGUAUCCCAAUGCAUUAUCUGCUUCUUAGUCCAGAAAUGCUACCGUUGGAAUCUAUUCGGACGUUUUGUGUCGAUAGCAACUGGAUCAACUUCCUGGUGGACGGUAGCCUCAGCCUCGCAAAUCACUUCGCUCGUGAUGAUGAUGCUGUCCGGCGUGUCAUCAAGAAGUGUAUCAAUAAGUACCUGUCGACCUCUACCAAUGGUGGGACCAUACCUCAACUGCCACGAUGGGGAUUUAUGAUGCGAAGUGCUGCUGUCAGUGCAUUUCCUGACCUCAGAGUUGAAGCACCACUACCUCCUGACGCGCCCAGCGAUGCUCGUGAGGUGCUCUUUAUGCAAAGAUUGGCCGACGAUGUCCUAGUCUGUCUCUUUGAUAGACUUCCUGGCGAGCGUGAGCUUGACCGUAUUGUCAUCUCCCAGCCUCAUCAUCAACAGGGUUUCUCACUGGGCACGACCAUUGAUGAAACCAAGCUCACGGUGUGGCACCGCGCAGUGCCUAAGUAUGUUGGUCAAACCGUUGGACUGCCGGUUUCUCAGACUUUCAAGGCUGACGGUCCAAUUGAUGGAUUCGACUUCAAAGCUCGAAUGCUCCGUCCAGAUGCUUAUAUGGAAGCAUAUUGUGAAUCCAUUCAAAACGACCAAGGUGCAUUCACGGACGAGGAUCGAUUGCGACCAUCAUCACUGCUUGCUACUCAGCUCAGAAAUGCUCAUUUGCGGCUGCAGUUAGACGUCGAGACAAGCGUUGAGGGCGAUGAACAGACAGAUGCAUCGGAUCGAUGGACGAAGCCCGCAAUCCAGCUCUCGGAGGGUUCGAGACCAGAACCAAGUUUAGGUGGCGUAGCUGGUCAAGACGAGUGUCAGUCUGAAAAGUCUGGUACCGUUGUCAGAGCUCCUCCUAGAACCGAUAUCGGACUACCAACCAGCCCAAGAAUCCAGAUCACUAACUCGGCCUCUUUAGUUACCAUUGAUCCAGAUAUGAGUCCUUGGGAGGUUUACCAACAAACAUCCAGCAACCUACUUCCCUACUACGCCACACCGCAGAAUGUCUCUUGCUGUCUAUCCUACGAACCAGGCAACGCCAGCAACUACAUAUAUGCUACAGAGACACCAGUCGAUGUAAUCUUUAAUCUCAGCGCAAACGAAUCAAGUGGCCUUCCCCAGGAGGUUGAAAUUCGAAUCCCCAUCGCUCUCGACUCUGGACUAUACCCUGCUCCGGUCAAAGACGGCUCCAGAGGAGUCUUUGUGAUUACUGGUACUGCUAGUCAACCAAUGCUUCCUGUCCUUGAAAGCCUAGAUUCUAGUCGGCGGUGGUCUUACGAGUGCACGCUCGCAACCUCGAGCCUUUACUCCUUCGUACCGGAAGCUUUACCAGAAGAAGGAGAUCUUAUACCCAUUGAAAGUGAGAAGUCAGUUAUGCUUAUCAUCAAACUCAAGCCACGUUUCGGGGGCGCGUUUCCUGGCAACGCAUCAGCGUUCGAGACUUCUUUCAUUCUUCGGCGUAUGACCUUUCUUCUUCCGACUGAGGGAACCCCUAAUGACCCAAAGGUAACGCCUUCAAGGACUGCAAGAUUUGAUACCCUAUGGCAAUCAAGUAAGCCUGGCAUAGCCAAGAGUGUUCGUACCACACAAUUGACAAUCCUGCCGGCGGUCAUGAUCAACUUUAAGAAGACAACCCGGUUCAGGUUGGGAAAUUGCUUCAACCUUGAGUUCACCCUAUCUAGGAUACCCCCUAGAAAUUCCCGCUGUCAUCUUCACGUCAAGCCGCAGACUUGCCAGCCACCAUUCACCGAGACAUUUAGCCUCAUACACUCAACACUGAUGCCCGAUGGAGGCUACGAGUGCAGUGGAUUCUGUAGCGUUGACCUCAGUCGCUUCGAAGACAGGGGUCUUGUCCCUUUGGAAUUGAGGAUCGAUAUCAUGGAUCAUAAAUUCGACCAUUUACUCGGCCCUGGAUCCGAGCCAUUCGUUUUUCCACGGGUGCCUGGCAUCCAUACCGUAAGAGGUUCUAUGUCUUACUACUGGGGUGACGACAAGCAUCUCUCGAUAAUAUGGCCACCCUACAAGGGCUUUGAGACCAAUUUGAAACGCAAGUUCUUUAUCUCGAACAGGAAAGAACUAGAUCCAGAACCCGAAGUACCAUAUUUCUCUUGCGAAAUGGACGAUAAGAGCGGUAUCAUCCGCAUAUGGCCGACAGAUUAUAGCAAAUAUGGAGAUCCAGAAAAUGGCCUUGACAUCGAAUAUUCCCUUGAAACAACUAGCAGCUUGAUAGAGCAACCAAUAAAUCGGGGGUUAGCACAUCUCAGUGUAAGGCCAAAAAUGGGGCAGGAAGAAAUGCCCAAUAAAUGGAGUGGACCACCAGCAGUUCCAAUGCCCGGUAGCCGAUUGGCAACUAUUUGUUACUGCGACAAUACGGGGGUUACUGGGACUCAGGUAUGGUACUGGGAUAAGAGCAGCCAAAGACUUCAGGGCUUCCAGUACACUGGCAAGUCUGUCACACAGUACAAUCCGAACGGUCCUAGGAUUGAGGAUUCUCUCAAUCCAGAGAUCACAGGAGCGGGAGCAAUUGCUAUAGUUCAAACACACCAGGAUAAUCGAUUUAAGAUCAUAUGGAUCGGGAGCGACGGCAGCGUCAACGCGUGGUCACGAAGAGAACAGACUUCAAGUUGGUCUUCAUAUGGCGAUGCCAGCGUUGUCGCUCCUGCAGGAAGCGCUUCAACUCACGGAGGGGGUUGUUUGGCCGUAUGCGGUGAGACACCCACUAAAGAGUUUAGAAAGCAUCGCGAUCCUAUCAUCUGGUGGCUAGGUCCACGAGGAGAGGUCUUUGGACGACGACUUGUAGGAGAUUCAGAGCAUUGGGUAGAUGUUGGGCCUAAGGCUUCUCAUCCAGCAGGCAGUGUUGAUGUCUCCCAGUCGUUGAAAAGGCCAGCUCAGAUAGCGACUGCAUGGAGUUACGACUCAGAAACGAACCAUAGGUCGUAUCUCUUCUGGGUCCGUUCUAAUGGAGACAUGAUGACAACGUGCUUGCAUGAUGACAAUCCUGGUCAAACAGCCGUUGCGUACCAGAAUAUCGACGCAGCACCCGGCACCUCUCUGACGGCGUUUAUUGGAGCUGGCCGACAAAGUCCUGACAAGGUCAAGGUGUAUGUGCUCUGGAUAUCAGCUGACUUGUCUGUCUGUCUCGGAUGUCGAACCGGUCUCCCAGAUGAUACGCGGUAUCCUAACGGGUCGGACCAGAUCGUCAGAAUCUGCUCGCCAGGUUGUGCGAAUCCAUUGUCGGAUCUGUGCUUUAUAGGUCAUACAAGUGUAAAUGCAGCAGCAGUGGUCUGGGCUGAUCCUAAUGGAAAGUUACAGGUUGCGUGGGCUGAAUCGAGUCAGACAAACCCUCAAUCUGAACAGAAUGAAUGGUUAACCUGGGGUUGGAAAGAGUGGCCGAGCUUUGUGACAGGCGGUCAGAUUCCUGUUAUUGUAACAGCUAAAGACCUAAACAGUAUUAGCUACAAUCAGUUUUCUACUCUUACCCUCACUCUUGUGGCACUAGGAUCCGCUGCCGCGGAUACCUAUUCCUGUAAAGGGAGCUCACAGUGUAACAACAACCUGCUUCCCUUUUUCCAGGCCGCCUGGAAUAGAAUUGAUAAUACUUAUAUCUACCGUGCUGGCGGGAAGGACAGUGGUGUCUGUGCCUCGACCCUGGCGGGUUUAGGUGCUGGUAUAUUUGUUAAGGGCAAUGGCUGUACAGCUACAGGAGGUGUCCUGAAGCAAUUCUACACCGAGAGAAGCAAUUCUACACCGAGAUCCGCAGCCAUGGAUGUAAAGUUUGUGGCUCUGUAG
This is a messenger RNA of Fusarium tjaetaba, 5598 nucleotides long. RefSeq lists its product as uncharacterized. The record is from RefSeq and is a predicted model, not a curated record. Bases 1 to 5598 code for a protein of 1865 amino acids. Lineage: Eukaryota; Fungi; Ascomycota; Sordariomycetes; Hypocreales; Nectriaceae. The transcript has 3 exons.